Eimeria tenella is the source of this 915-nucleotide messenger RNA. RefSeq names its product Tyrosine kinase-like (TKL) protein, putative. Gene Ontology annotation, biological process: protein phosphorylation. Lineage: Eukaryota; Apicomplexa; Conoidasida; Eucoccidiorida; Eimeriidae. Gene Ontology annotation, molecular function: protein kinase activity; ATP binding. The annotation marks the transcript as partial. The transcript is spliced from 4 exons. The record is from RefSeq and is a predicted model, not a curated record.
GUCCUCUGCGACUCCGUGGGAAUACCCUGCAGGCUGAUGAGGGGCCCCCCAGGGCCUCCAGGGGCCCCCGAGUUUGUCUACAACGUGGUGCUAAUAGGGUCUGGCCAAGAGGCUGAGCUUGAGCACUUGAUGCCGAUUCUUUGGGGGGACACUCCAGAAACCGUGGAGGGUCGGGGGGCUCCCCAGGGGGGUCCCCAGGGGGCCCCCGACGGGGGCCCCCUGGCCGCGGGGGACUCUGGGGGCCCCCCUUCCUUCUCGCUGCAGCUAAACCCUCCCCAGCUGGGGAGGCCCCCCUGCAGCGGCAGUCCUUGUUGCAGCUUCUGUGGUCCCCGGAAGCCCUGCGGGUCUUCUAAGUGCAUUUACCUGGCCAAUCAGCAGCAGCAGCAGCAGCAGCAGCAGCAGCUUGCUGCGGAGCGAGAUUUGGACCGGUUUCUGCUGCAGGCCAGCGGGGGGCCCGCUGCAGACCUAGACCUCGACUACUUCUUUACUUUUCAUGACAAACUUGGGAAAGGUAAUUUCGGAGAAGUUUGGAGGGUUUCUUUGAAGCCCCACGCGCUGCGGGCCCCGGGCCACCCCCCCCGCAGCUGCAGCAGCAGCAGCAGCAGCAGCAGCAGCAGCAGCGGCCGCUUGGGGGCUGCGAGAGGCAGCAAGAAGGAACAAGACGCGGAGGAGGAAAGGGGGGAGCAGCACGCUCCGCAGUACGCCCUCAAACUCGUGCCCAGGAAAGAUGAGAACGUGCCGGAGGCGGAGAUAAUGCGCAGCUACACCCACCCCCGAAUAGUCCCCUUUUUGGGGGUUUUUGGAGGUUUUCAAAUGCUGGAAGACAGAACAAAAAGAAGAACCAAACACAGCAGCCUUUGCUUCCUCAUGCACGUCGCAGACGAGUCCCUCGGUGAGGCCCCCGCAGCUAGCUAG